This is a messenger RNA of Pocillopora damicornis (cauliflower coral), 2935 nucleotides long. RefSeq lists its product as uncharacterized. NCBI's taxonomy places the organism in Eukaryota, Metazoa, Cnidaria, Anthozoa, Scleractinia, Pocilloporidae. The record is from RefSeq and is a predicted model, not a curated record. Gene Ontology annotation, molecular function: protein binding.
AAGUUUAUAGAAACGUUGAAUCCUUACACCUAUUGAGAAAAAAAUUCACCUUUAAGUAUGCUUUUCAUCGGGAAAUUUAUGGUGUGAAUUUAAAAGAUGAAAAGUUUGGUGUGACCUAGAUUUGUGGCAGACGAGCUCAAACUUGGCUACUGUGAUUCGGUUGCGAAGACGGGAAAAAUGGAAGGAAUGUUCACCGCAGGAAAACAAGAAGAACAAUUUUACUAGUGUUUUGACCGUGAAUACCAUGACUGAAGGUAAGGUUUCUUCUUCAGAUGCUUUUUCUCCGCGAUCAAAGAAGGCUUCCGCGGCCGAAGAUACGCUUCAAAACGGAGACAUGGAUGGAGCAGGCGACAUUAGAACGUUCGAAUUUGAUGAGUGCUCGGGAGAUUUUGGAGUCGUCCUUGAAAAUAAAGAUCCUUGCAGCCCAAGCCGUGCAAGAACUGCUUUGGGAAAUAUACGAAUCGCUGAUUUAUUGCCGGAUAGUAGAGCAAAACGGGAUGGAAUGUUGGAAGUUGGAGAUAGAGUAAUGGAAAUAAAUGGACGCGAUCUAUCUAAAGCAAGCCUGGAGCGAGCAAGGUGGUACUUAGGAAGUGCAUUGAGGAGUGGAAAAUUAAAAAUGAAAGUUCUCCGUGGUCCUAUUGGGAGAAACAUUACACCUGUAAAGAAUGGUGUUGUUCCAAGACUUGAAAAUAUUUCUGAGAGUUCUGGAUCCAAAAAUAGAGUAAAGAAGAUACAUAUUUUAAAGGAUAGCCGCGGACUUGGAGUACAAAUAUUGAUGAAACUCAACCAUGAAACAGGAGAGAAGGGUGUCUUUGUGUCUGAUGUGAGCCCUGGUGGAGCUGCAGCAAGGGAUGGUCGCCUUAAAGAGGGUGAUGAGCUGUUAUGGAUCAAUGGCCACAGCUUAAUAGGAGUAACACAACAGGAGGCUGUUGACUUACUAAGAGCAUCACCAAAGCUGAUUCAACUAGUCAUUUCAACUCAGGUAAGGGGGUCUACUUUGGAGAAGAAGGCAAUGGCAUCAAGAUUGAAAAAAAGUUCUUUGGAUAAUGUAACAGAUAGAGCUGGAAUGCAGGGUUCAAAAAGCCUUCCUCAAGCAAAAUCUGCAGAAAGUUUAGUGCAGAAAGGUAGAAAAAUGUCCUCUGGUCACAUGGGAAAGAAAAUCAAGGAAGCAGAUAAAAAGUUUGAAAAAGGGACCACAGAGUCACAAGAUAAAGUUUUGCAACAAUCAAUGGAAAGUAGUCCUUCAAAAAUAGUAGAAAAUUUAAAUCCACAGAAAGAUAAUCAAAUUGAAGAAACUGACUUGCAGGAUAAGUCACAUAAUGAAGGAAAUCAUGCUCUGUUAAACGGAAAUGAACAAGAGCUGAUUAAUGGCAGACACUGGUCUUCCUCAUCUGAUGGUUCUAAUGGACAAGAAAAGUCAGACACAAAGGAUGUCUUGCUUUCAAAAGGAGAAGAAAGUUUAGAAAGUGAGCCAGUUACUUUAGAGGAUAAACCACUCUCCAAGGGGUCUUCAACAAAAUCUUUACUAGGAAAGCUACCAUCUCUAUCCCCUCCAAUUAUAGAUGCCUCAAAAAAGAGAAAUUCACCAAACCUUUUCUUGAAUAAUUCACCUCCUAAAGAAAAACCAACAAAAAGCGGAAUGCGCCUAGAACCUGGUCAAAUUUCACCUUCCCUGCCAAGACCUCAGUCUCCAGGAGGUAUGGGAAUUGCUUUCUCUGCACGAUAUCUGGGGGAUCCCCCUGCUAAUGUAAUGACUAAAGCUAUGCCCACACCCCGAAAUUUUGUGGGUAGUAAUGAUCGGGACUCGCCGCAAGCAAAGAAAAAAGGGAGUAAUGAGACCUCACCAAGAAGAACCAGUAAAACCAUGAAAGAGGAAGUUGUUACCAUUGUUCUGGUAAAGGGAAUGAAUGGAAAAGGUCUUGGGUUCACUAUUGUUGGAGGAAAAGGCUCACCUCAUGGUGAUAUGGCUGUGCAUGUACGGAAUAUUCUCCCUGGUGGAGCAGCAGAAGCUGAUGGAAGGAUGAGAAAAGGUGAUGAGGUGUUAUCAGUCAAUGAAACAUCUUUUGAAGGGUUCACUCAUCAACAAGCCCUGGACACCUUUAAGAAUCUUCGCCGAGGAAUUGUAACUUUGAAAGUGCGGAGAAACAGUCCUGGAGCUCCAAGUGCAUCAACAUUUACAACACCCAGAAAUUCGCCAGGAAGAUCUCGUCGAAACAGCAGAGAUGUGACAGCAGAGUCAACCAGCUCUAGCAAUUCAUCAUCUCCAACAAUGUUUCGAAAGCUGCGUCAGAAACGAAGCCAGAAAGACAAGAUCAGUGAAAUUGUUCUUUAUAAAGAACCUGGAAGCAGCUUGGGAAUUGGUCUGGGAGAACAACAUCCAUCAACUCAGAUACCUGGAAUCUUUGUUCAAUGCAUUAUUCAAGGAACACCAGCAGAUAAUGAUGGGAGAUUGAGAAAAGGUGAUCAACUCCUUGAAGUUAAUGACAAGAAACUAGAAGGACUGUCAGUUGAAAAUAUAUACAACAUUCUGGAUAAAACUCCUCCAGGAAAAGUAUAUUUUAAAGUUGUGCAGAACAAUGCAUCUGACAAGUUACCUCUACAACUUAACGAUGAACUCACUAAGCUUCAAAGUGAGCGUCAGUUCCUGGAUAAAAAGAUGUCAGGGAAAUCAAAGAGUUCAGGAACUGCGUCAACACUCUCUGGUGCAUCGGAAAGCUCUGAGUCUUGUGACAAUUUUACAAGUCUUUCCUCAUCUUGUGAUCUCCUCAUUCCACAUUCUGUCGAACAAAACAAGAAAAAGAAGUCUCAAACAGUUCAAGAGUCAGACGACGAUGUUUUCACUCAUGAACCUGAUUCUGCCGAAUUUCUGGAAGACAUUUACACAAUUAUAAAGCAACCUACUGGUAAGCCAAGUCCCCAGAUAAACUUCGAAUAG